This is a messenger RNA of Drosophila eugracilis, 2961 nucleotides long. Its product is annotated as fibulin-1. Bases 204 to 2939 code for a protein of 911 amino acids. The transcript has 14 exons. Lineage: Eukaryota; Metazoa; Arthropoda; Insecta; Diptera; Drosophilidae. Gene Ontology annotation, molecular function: calcium ion binding. The record is from RefSeq and is a predicted model, not a curated record.
CCCCAUCCCAUUGCAAUGUUAUGUUUAUGUUUUUGCUAACUAACUAAGCACAUUAUAUAUGAUAGCUACGUAUUUAGAAAAAAUGUACAUUGAAUAUUAAGUGUUAUUUUUUAAACGCAAAGUAAAAAAUUUAGUUAAAUUCCUUUGUGUAAACAGUUUCUUAAUAUACUCUUGUUGUGAGCAAUUUUCUUGUUUAAACCGCUAUGUUGUAUACAUUAUGUGGGUUUAUCUGCUUAUUGAUGAUUGGAAGUCAUGUCUCAUUAGCAAAUGGUAGCAUAUCGGAUUAUAUAAGAAAAUGCUGUAUAGGUGGGCUUCGACAUGCACGAGCCUCAGCGUCUUGCAAAAAUGUCGAUAUAUCUUUAUCAAUAAUCCCACAACUCUGGCUUGGGCUUUGUCAUUCUACACUUGACGUAUGCUGUUCUCGAGAACUCGACCAUCAAAAUUGUGAAUUAGGUCGACUCGCUGCUUUGGAAGGUACUCGCUGUGACAGCGAAGGAACUCUUACUUUUAAUUCUUAUUCAACAUGUUGCCGUGCUUGUCAAAUUGGAUUGGCAGUUAAAGCAAGUAAAGUCAAUUGUGAGGAUCCAUUAUUUUCAUUUCUUUCUUCAAUUGAUUCAUAUCGAUUUUGUUGCUAUGGGGCGAAAGAUUUUAAUGGCACAAAAUCUAAUAUUGAUCAAAUCAGUAAUGACAAUUCUAUCAUUGAAGAAGGCGAAAGCCGAUUGGAUUCAAAAGAAGAUAUGAACGGUACUAUUAUUCUAACCGGUGACGAUGACAUUUGUGGAAAAAUUGGUAACCUUUGCGCCCACAUAUGCGAAAACACUUAUGACGCAUAUCAAUGUAAGUGUCAUCCCGGAUUUUUGUUAGAUAACAACAACGUAACAUGCUCUCCAGAAAAAAGUGAAAUAUGUCCUAGUGGCUACCACUUGGAUAAAAUAGAAAAAAAAUGCAUUGACAUUGAUGAAUGCAGGGAAGAUAUUCACGAAUGCAAAUUUUCUCAAUACUGCCAUAAUACUAAUGGCGGAUACCACUGCUUAGACGUGAAAACAAAGAAUUGUUCCCCAGGAUUUCACUAUAUUAGUGAACUUGAUGAAUGUAAAGAUGAUUACGAUUGCAAAAAAGAUGGUUCUAAAUGUACUACGAUCAAAGAGCUGUCAUGUGAUAGUGGAUUUAGUUUAGAAAACGGCCACUGUACCGAUAUAGACGAGUGCUUCCUUAGCACAUUUAACAACUGCAGUAGUAAUAAUAAUCAGGAAUGCGUCAACACUGUGGGAAGCUAUUCAUGCCGCUGUCAGGCUGGAUUCAAUUUUGAUGCAACCCUAAAUAAGUGCGUUGAUAUAAAUGAAUGUUCAAUAAACAACCACAACUGCCUUCCAACUCAGAGAUGUGAUAACACUAUCGGAUCAUAUAUAUGCACGCGUCUUCAAAGCUGCGGCACAGGCUAUACCUUAAAUGCAGAAACUGGCAAUUGUGAUGAUGAUGAUGAAUGCAAGCUCAAUACGCAUAACUGUCCUUCUAACUAUGAUUGCCACAAUACAAAGGGAUCGUUUCGAUGUUAUAGAAAAUUCUCCACAAGCUCAACCACUACCACGACGUCAACAACAGUUUCCCCAUCAGCCUCAGAACAUGGCCAAUACCCAUAUUCAACAGCUGCACACCAUAAUCUUAAAUUUGGCAAUUUCACAAGAUCCCAAAUGAACUGUUCCUCUGGGUUUCAUAGAAAUAAUCUUGGUGCAUGUGUUGAUACAAAUGAAUGUGUGGAAAACAAUCCUUGUGGUAACCAUCAACGCUGCAUCAACACGAAUGGGUAUUUUCGAUGCGAGGGCCUUCUUCUCUGCUCUCCCGGAUACAAAUCAACGGCAGACGGAAAAUCAUGCACAGACAUUGAUGAGUGCGAUUCAGGUGAUCACAAUUGUGGCGAAGGACAAAUAUGCCGAAAUCGAAACGGUGGGUAUGUAUGCACCUGUCCGACAGGUCACGAGUUUAAGCGCCUCAGCACUGGUGUUAAUGUAUGUGCUGAUACAAACGAGUGCACUACAGAUCAACGGGUAUGUCCAUCCAAUGCAAACUGCUUUAACACGAUAGGAUCUUACUAUUGUGAGUGCAAAGCUGGCUUUCAAAAGAAAACAGGCAAUAAUAAUUAUACACAAUGCUUUGACAUCGAUGAGUGCCAAGAGGUUUCGGGUCUUUGCCAACAAAAGUGUAUAAACUUUUGGGGAGGAUAUCGAUGUACAUGUAACUCCGGAUACCAACUAGGACAGGACAACCGCACAUGCGAUGAUAUAAAUGAAUGUGAAGUGCAUAAGGAUUACAAGCUAUGCAUGGGAUUCUGCAUCAAUACUCCCGGAUCCUAUCAAUGCUCCUGUCCACGUGGGUAUAUGUUAUCACCAGACAAGAACUCCUGUCGCGAUAUCAAUGAAUGUGAAACUGAUUCUAUAAAUCAGGUUUGCACAGGCCAGAAUGACAUUUGCACCAACACUCGAGGAAGCUACAAAUGUACAACCGUUGAUUGCCCAUAUGGAUACACUAUUGAUCCAGACCAAAAAAACAGGUGUCGACAAAAUACUAAUUUUUGUGAAGGGGAUGAUUGUUAUUCAAAACCGUCAGCUUACACGUAUAACUUUAUAACAUUUGUUUCCAAACUAAUAAUACCACCGGAUGGUCGAGCCAUUUUUACAUUGAGGGGUCCACUUUGGUAUGAUAAUAUUGACUUCGAUCUAAGGAUUGUUCACAUACAAGCAAAUAGCAAUAUACAGUCGGCAACAGACAAGAAUUUUGACACUUUAAAAAGCAACAACCAAGUUAAUGUGAUAUUGAGAAAAUCUUUGGAGGGGCCACAGGACAUUGAAUUGGAAUUAACUAUGACGGUGUUUACAAAUGGAAUGCCUAGAGGAAAAAGUGUGGCAAAAUUAUUCCUUUUUGUUUCUCAAUAUAACUUUUGAAAUAAAUGCACAUAUCAGAAAA